CCACCUCAGCAACCUCAACAACAGCAGCAACCUCGACAACAACCACCACGACCCCAGCAGCAGCAACGCGACAGACAGCAGGCUCGCGUCUUUGCAGUUGAUCAGAGAGAGGCCGACCAGCACCGAGGUACCAUGUCUGGGAUAAUUAUUCUUAAUGAUGUGCCUGUUUAUGCCUUAUUUGACACCGGAGCGACCCAUUCUUUUAUAUCACACCGAUGUCUUGAAGCUAUAGGAGUUCAUUUUCUUACUACUGUCGAUCCUCUCGAGGUGAGUUUAGCCUUGGGACGAAAGAUAGUGACUGACGCCGGAGCCACCGAUCUCAGCCUUUCCAUCGGCGGCCGUAUUUUGACUUCUGAUGCUUAUGUUAUCGAGAUGAGGGAUUUUGACCUCAUACUCGGUAUGGAUUGGCUAACACGUUUUCACGCAGAUAUCCAAUGUCAUGACCGGGAGAUUACUCUUUAUCUUCCGAGAGAUGAUCAGAUCACUUAUUUCGGCUCCAGGACUCGUACUCUGCCCCAUAUUAUUUCUAUGGCGAAAGCCAGGAGGAUUCUUCGACAGG
This is a messenger RNA of Striga hermonthica, 559 nucleotides long. The record is from the annotation of a GenBank genome assembly. NCBI's taxonomy places the organism in Eukaryota, Viridiplantae, Streptophyta, Magnoliopsida, Lamiales, Orobanchaceae.